AUGGACGCUGUCACGACGGCGCUGCAGCGCUUCGGCGGCAUCGCUCGCCCCACCCAGGAAGCGCCCUUUGCCCGCGGAGCAGGAAGCCGCUACUGGCGCACGGCCUGGCGGGAGCGGGUGGCUGCAGGAUUCCUGGUUGCUGAGCCUGAUGUAACUGCACAGAUGGACCACGAAGAAGAACAAGAUCCUGAGGCCUCAGAGGAGACACACAUGGAUGAUGAGCUAGGUCCCCUUCCAGAUCACCUUGCAAGCACAGAUCUGCAGGAUGUGUUGGCAGUGGGAUCCAGGGGAGGAGAGGAACAGUUGGGAAACAGCCAUGGAAGUCGGCAUGAUUCCGCAGGAGCUCAGCAAGGUGACUGUGAGGAAGAAGGGGUGACUAAGCUGCCUUCUUCUAAUAUCAGCCUGGUAAAAAAAUGGGACAGAAGGACAUCAGCAGCCUCACAGGGCACUCCUUGUGCAGGGCUACCCACCGUCCGCUCUGAGUGCGGCAAGGGCUUCAGUCGGAGCAUCCAUCUCAUCCAGCACCAGCGAAUGCACACUGGGGAGCGCCCCUUCCUGUGCAGGGAGUGUGGCAAGGGCUUCAGCCAGAGCUCCCAUCUCAUCCAGCACCAGCGGGUCCACACGGGCCAGAAACCCUACACCUGUGCUGAGUGUGGGAAGAGCUUCAGCCAGAGCUCUAACCUCCUUAAGCACCAGCGCAUCCACACCGGGCUCAAGCCUUACAUGUGCAGCGAGUGUGGCAAGAUCUUCAGUGACAGCUCCACCUGCAUCAAGCACCAGCGCAUGCACACAGGUGAGCGGCCCUACAAGUGCCCAGCCUGUGGGAAAAGCUUCAGCCAACACUCCCAUCUCCUUCAGCACCAGCGAACCCAUGAUGGCAUUCGGCCUUACGCCUGUGGGCAGUGUGGCAAACAUUUUGGGCAGAGCUCUGACCUCAUUAACCACACUCGUACCCACACUGGUGAGAAGCCUUACAAAUGCAGCCAGUGUGGCCGGGGCUUCAGUGGCAACUCCAACCUCAUCAAGCAUACCCGUAUCCACACUGGGAAGCAGCCAUACCACUGCACCCAGUGUGGGGAGAGCUUUCGUUUCCAGCCCCAGCUGGUGCGCCACCAGAAGCACCACACGGACUAGCUGGUGGAGUGGAGAAGGCUUUGUGGACCACAGGCAGCUACCUGGUGUUGGGAAGAUGCACAGCUGCUCCCUGGACACUUCAUAUGGGACAUGAGUUUUGUGGAAGGGAGCCGUCAGAGCCUUGUCCCCUUGUGUUCUGGGUAGCUCUGAGCACUGUCCAGGCACUUCAGCAGAGGGAGGCUGCUGCAAAACAAGCUAUGUUCACUGUGAUGCAGAGGUUGUUCUGAGCCCCUCUCUUGGGGAUAGGGAGAGGAAAGGUGCUUAUAUGGUACGGUAUAUUCAAGGCCAGAGAAGAGAACAUAGGACCGGUGUCUUUCUCUGUUAUUUCUAGCAGGGAAUGGUUUUUAUCCCAGUAAAAAAGAGCUAAAAUCUGUACCUGUUUGCUGUACAAGCUGCCUGGGUUUUACCACAUGGUAAGGCCACAGCCUGGGAUGAUCACUCCCUUUAGAAUCCGCAUUUCUCACUUGUCAGUGGUCUUGGGUUUGGGUGACAUUAGUACCUAUUUAUUUUAAAGUCCCACAAGACUGCUGCGUGCCUCAGCAUACAUGUGCUUUCUUGGGAUGUCAUCUAUGGAGCAGUAUUUUUGCUGGGUUGUAUAGUUGUUACAUUGACAGUUGCACAAAUGACAGCUUACUCCUCAGUAUUAAUUAAGUAAAUUAACAUCCUUAUGGGUAUUUCUCUCAGAUUCUUGUUUAGGUACUUUUGUGGGUGGCAGUUUAUGAAUGUUUUUUAUAAGGCUCCUAAAAGUAUUUAGGAUUACUUUUUUGAUUGUGGUGGUCUAAUUGUCAGUUGAUGAGCAGAAGAAGGAUGACAUUUGAAAAAUAAGCUACGUCAAACUUUGAUUUUAUAUUAAAUGUUAAACAUUUUUUCUUGCAUAGAACUUUUUAACUCAAAUGCCAUGGUUUUGUGUUGUUACUGAUUAUGAGGAGGUAAUUAUGACACUGAUUUCUAGAAUUCAGGUGAUAUUUUUGCUAGUGGUUUCGACAUUUUCAAAUAAUGACUUUCUAAGAAAUCUAGGAAAGGCAGGAUUCUGAGAAAGCAGAAGGAACUGACCUCUGAAGAGAUCUUCACUUGGAGAAUACUACUACUGGGAGUCUGUCCUUUAAAGAAAUCCUCUCAGGCAACCGGUUGGUGUGGGGGAGGAGAGGGCUGGCAGUAAUAACAAAGAUGUUAACAUAUCUAGCAUGGAAGAACUCAGUGUAAUGAACGUGGCAGUGUACGCUGAAAUGCCUGUUCCACCCACAGAGCCAAACAGAAGAAAUUAUAGUAUGCUUUAGGCAAGAAAAUGAAGUGAUCAAA
This is a messenger RNA of Pezoporus occidentalis (night parrot), 2433 nucleotides long. RefSeq names its product zinc finger protein OZF-like. The transcript has 3 exons. Gene Ontology annotation, biological process: regulation of transcription by RNA polymerase II. Gene Ontology annotation, molecular function: RNA polymerase II cis-regulatory region sequence-specific DNA binding; DNA-binding transcription factor activity, RNA polymerase II-specific. Bases 1 to 1134 code for a protein of 377 amino acids. The record is from RefSeq and is a predicted model, not a curated record. Gene Ontology annotation, cellular component: chromatin; transcription regulator complex; PcG protein complex. Lineage: Eukaryota; Metazoa; Chordata; Aves; Psittaciformes; Psittacidae.